AUGUUGCGAGGCCUAUUAGGUCUCGCAACGGAAGGCGGAGCGGGAGCAGGCGGAGGAGGAGGAGGAGGAGGAGAAGGGACUGAUGUUCAACAAUCGAAAGGAGGAUCGUUGGAGUUGAACGGGAAGGGAGCGCUUGCGCCGGAGAUUCACGCGUGCUUGGGUCGCCUUGAAGCGAGGUUUGGCGGAGGGAGGACGGCGGUUGAGGCGAUUGAACAAUGGGUGAAUUCUCAGGUGGAGAAUAAGGUGUCAGGAUCGGUGCCAAGUGGUGGGGAACGGCUGGACAAGGUGAGCGCCCCGACAGCUGUUGGUGUGGUUGACGGGGCGAGCGAAGCAGGCGAAGUCGAACGAGCUGUGAUUGCGGAAGCUGUAUCAGCCACCGGCGAAAACUGGUUACCAGGUAAACUGGCGGCUGGUUCGCUUGAGAAGCAACAGGCGCAAUCAAAGGUCGGUCUUGCUCGGGGCCUGGAGCCCUGGGCUGGUACUAACGGGGAUGCUCUUAAAGGAGCGCUGCUGCAACUCUUGGAGAAGGAAGAGGCGCGGCUGGAGGGAGGCAUCCAACGGCUAGAAAUCGAUUCCGAGCGUAAGAUCUGCGAUCUGAGGGAGGAGAUGGAGCGAGCGGUGAGCGGCGAGGGGAGGAAGCGGGAAGCUGAGCUGGACCGGAUGGUGAAUCUGCUUAUAACGGAGGCGGCGCACAGGCAACAGCUGGAAGAGGAGAUUAAAGCCGUGCAGGAGCAGUGGGCGAAGAAACUCGAGGAGGCACGGGCGCAGCAGCAGGCGCAGCAGCUAGAGGAAAUGGCAAGGGUGAGGAGAGAGAUGGAGGAGAUUAGGGAGCAAUGGCGGGCGCAGCAGGAGCAAGCGAACGACGCGCUGAGGGCAGAGAAGGAAGCGGUGAGGAAACAGAUGGAGCAGAUGCGCGAGGAGUGGCGCGUGCAGCAGGCUCAGGCAAACGAGGCUUUAAUUGGUCCUAUGGAGGAGAUUCGUGAGGAGUGGAGAGCUGCGGGCCUGGGCGGGAGGGUGAAAAGCCUGGAGGAGCGGCUGGACGGGGUGGAGAGCGGUGAGCAUGACAUGGAGAGCCGGAUUUUGCAGAAGGUGUCUGAAAUGAGGGUAGAGGCUGGGCUGGAGGUGGAUAGGGUUGAGAAGAUCGUUAGUGAGAAGGUGGAUGGGCUGAAACAGGAGCUGGACGGGAGGAUUGAGGGGAGUCAGCAGAAGGUAGAGCAGUUGGAGGAGCUUUGGAUGGGUGCGGAUGUGCCUGGGAUGGUUGCGCGGAUUGAAACGGGGGUGAAGUGUAAUAAGAUUGUGAUUGAAGCGGUGGAUAGGCGCGUGAGGGAGCAGGCGGAGGGGCAGGAGAGGUUAAUGGAGGAGGCGGAGAGGAAAGCGAGGAUGGUUGAGGAGAGUGUGGAGGAGAGAGUGAGAAAGGUGGAGGAGAGUGUGGGGGAGAGAGUGGGUAAGGUAGAGGAGAAUGUGAAGAAAAUAGAGGAGAGUGUGGGAGAGAGAGUGAGGAAGCUUGAGGAGAGUGUGGGAGAGAAGGUGGUGAAAUUAGAAGAGGGUAUGGAGGAGAGGGCUAAGAGGGUGGAAGAGAGUGUGAUGGCGGGAGUGAGGAAUCUAGAGGAGGUGGUUAAGGAGGUGGAGAAACUUGAAGAGAAGAGCGUUGAGGAGAGAGUGGGGGAGGUGGCGGGGAGUGUUGAGGAGCGUGUGAAAGAAAUUGAAGGGAAAUUAGAAGAUAGGCUGAAGAAGGUAGAGGAGAGUGUGGAGGAGAGAGUGAGAAAGAUUGAGGAGAGUGUGGGGGAAAGCGUGAGGAAGGUGGAGGGUGUGGAGAAGGUGGGGGAAGCAGAGAAUGGUAUAGAGGAGAGGGUGAAAGGAGCAGAAGCGAGUGUGGAGGAGCGAGUGGGGAGACUGGAGGGGAGUGUGGCGGAGAGUGUGAGGGAGCUGAGGGGGGAGAUCAACGCUGUGGGACAGCAGGCUGCGGAGGUGGGGAGAGUGGUGUUGGAAAUUAGCAAGGCGGUUGCAGAGCAGGUACGAGUGGGGAGGUUGGGGGGGAGUGCGGAGGGGGCUGUGGAGGAGAGUGUGAGGGAGCUGAAGGGGGAGAUAGACGCCGUUGGGAGGCAGGCUGCGGAGGUGGGGAGAGUGGUGUUGGAAAUCAGCAAGGCGAUCAGCAGCAAGAUUAGCAACGAGGUUGCAGCAACAGCAAGCGAGGGGGUGGAGGGGAGUGGACUUCUGGCGGAGGUGGUUCUGAUUGGUCGGGAGGUGGCGAGUGUGGGAGCAGCAAUAGCUGCGGGUGUUAAGGAGCAAGAGGGGAGGAAGGAGGAGGUUAAGUGUCUAGAGGACGUGGUGCUGAUUGGUCGAGAAGUGGCCCGGGUGGCAGCAGAAAUUGCCAAGGGUGGAAAAGAACAGAUGAGCGGAAUCAAAUCUGAGGAGGAGAUCAGAUCUCUGAUUGCAGCUGAGCUGGCAGCUGCUGGUGUGGUGCAGCAGCAGCAGCAGCAGCAGCAGCCGGCAGAAGCAGCAGCAGCAGCCUUGGACGAAGCUUCCAAGAAGGUGGAGCACCUGCAGAAGCUCCUGGAAGAGCAGCAGCACAAGGCUGACGCGGCAGCUGCUGACGUGGCAUCCACGAUCCAACAGCUUUCAGAUAAAAUCUCCGCGUUGGAGCUGAAGCAGGCGCAGACCACGUCAGCAGCAGCAUCAGCCGCGUCAGCAGCGUCAGCCGCUGUUGCAGUGACCCACGCUGCGUUCCCCCGUGCUGCCUCCGUAGGGGCGAGUGUUCUGACCUCCCCUGGAGGCCCUAAGACAAUCACAGCAGCGGCAGAGGCGGCGGCUGCGAUUGUGGCGGACCGAGGGUGGGUGCAGCAGCAGCUGUCAGAGCAGGAGGAGAAGUUAAGGUGGAGAAUGGAGGCUUUGCAACGAAUGGCGAGUGUUUCCUUGGAGAAGGCGCAUAAGCAGGCUGAAGAGGGCGCUGCGAUUCUUGCAGCUGUGAAAGCAGCAGCAGGGGCUAGUGCAGGGGCGGAAAGGGGGGCAGCUGCAGGGGGAGCGGCAAUGGCUGGAACAGGGGAAGCGGCAGCUGAAGGGGAAGGGGCAGGGGCAGAGGCAGGAGAAGUGGCAGCGGCAGCAGCAGCAGUGGCGGACAGAGGGUGGGUGCAGCAGCAGCUGGCAGAGCAGGAGGUAAGGUUUGAAAGGCGCGUGCAGGGGAUGCAGCGGAUAGCAGAGUUUGGCGUCCAGCGGGUGGGACAGCUGGCGGUGCGGGCGGCAGAUUUCGACAGUAUGCUGAAGCAGGUCCAGGAGGUGAUGGCGGCGCUGGCUGCGCGAGUGCGGGGGCUGUUGGAGCAGCAGGUUGGGAGAAACGCGGAAAUAGAAGCGCUGGUGGGGUGGAAAGCGCGGAUUGAGGGGGUUUUGGAGCAGCAGGCGGGGAGAAACGCGGAGAUAGAUGCGCUAGUGGCACUGAAAGCGCGGGUGGAAGGGGUUUUGGAGCAGCAGGCGGAGUGGAAUGCGCGAAUUGAUGCAAUGAUGAAGGAGGUGGGGGCGAAGGACUUGUCAGCUCAGGUGGAGGAGCUGCCACGCAGCAAGUCCCAGGAGCAGCAAGCGCCUUGCGAGUCGACUCAGCAGGAGUAUGUCGAGUCAAUUCAGCAAGAGCUGCAGCCGCAGAGCACUCCUGAAACACCCCAGGACUUGACAGCGCAAGUGGAGGAGCUGCUACGUUCCCAGGCCCAGGAGCAGCAAGCGCAGCAAGAGCUGCAGCCGCAGAGCACUCCUGAAACACCCCAGGACUUGACAGCGCAAGUGGAGGAGCUGCUACGUGCCCAGGCCCAGGAGCAGCAAGCGCAGCAAGAGCUGCAGCCGCAGAGCACUCCUGAAACACCCCAGGACUUGACAGCGCAAGUGGAGGAGCUGCUACGUUCCCAGGCCCAGGAGCAGCAAGCGCAGCAAGAGCUGCAGCCGCAGAGCACUCCUGAAACACCCCAGGACUUGACAGCGCAAGUGGAGGAGCUGCUACGUGCCCAGGCCCAGGAGCAGCAAGCGCAGCAAGAGCUGCAGCCGCAGAGCACUCCUGAAACACCCCAGGACUUGACAGCGCAAGUGGAGGAGCUGCUACGUUCCCAGGCCCAGGAGCAGCAAGCGCAGCAAGAGCUGCAGCCGCAGAGCACUCCUGAAACACCCCAGGACUUGACAGCGCAAGUGGAGGAGCUGCUACGUGCCCAGGCCCAGGAGCAGCAAGCGCAGCAAGAGCUGCAGCCGCAGAGCACUCCUGAAACACCCCAGGACUUGACAGCGCAAGUGGAGGAGCUGCUACGUUCCCAGGCCCAGGAGCAGCAAGCACAGCAAGAGCUGCAGCCGCAGAGCACUCCUGAAACACCCCAGGACUUGACAGCGCAAGUGGAGGAGCUGCUACGUUCCCAGGCCCAGGAGCAGCAAGUGCAGCAAGAGCUGCAGCCGCAGAGCACUCCUGAAACACCCCAGGACUUGACAGCGCAAGUGGAGGAGCUGCUACGUGCCCAGGCCCAGGAGCAGCAGGCGCCUUCCCAGUCAACUGAUCAAGAGGUGCAGCAGCAGCUGCAGUUCACUCUUGAAACGCCACAGGACUUGUCAGCGCAAGUGGAGCUGCUGCGUGCCCAGGCCCAGGAGCAGCAGGCACAGCUGCUGCAGCUGCAGCUGUCCCUCGAGGAGAACGCCAAGCAGCUGGCUCUGCUUGAGAGGGCAUGCCGAGAGAAAGAGAAAGAAAAGGCCGGUGCUGCUGCUGUGACUGUUGAGGUGGGUUCAGAGGAGCAGGCGAAGCAGGAGGGUUUGGUGGAAAGGGAGUGUCUGGAAAAGGCCGGUGCUGCUGCUGUGACUCUUGGAGAGACUCCAGAGGAACAAGCGCGGCAAGUGGCUGUGUUGGAAAAAGCGUGCAAGGUGAUGGCCGACGCUGCUGCUGUUUUUGAGUCUACGGAGGUGUCAGCUAGGGGUUGUGAAGAGGGGGCGUGUCAGGAGAAAGCCAGUGCUGCUGUGACUGUUGAGUCGACUCCAGAGGAGCACGCGAGGCAAGUGGCUGUGUUGGAAAAGGCAUGUCAAGUAAUGACAGAUGCUGCUGCGGUUCUUGAGUCUAUGGAGGUGCCAGCUAGGGGUUGUGCGGAGAGUAGGGAGCGCAAGGAGAGAGCAGGCUCUCUUGAGUCGACAAGAGUGGGUGCUCUUGAGUCGACAAGAGUGGGUGCUCUUGAGUCGACACCGCAGGUGUCUGCUAGUGCUUGUGGAGAGGAGGCGGACAUUGCUGCUGCUGUUGUUUCAGAGUCAACACAGGUGUCAGUUUGUGCAUGUGAAGAGAGCAGGGAGUGUAUGGGGAGAGUGGAUGCUCUGGAGUUGACUCAGCAGCAGCAUGCCCAGCAGCUAGCUCUGCUGGAAAGGGUGUGCAGGGAGAAAGCAGAGGCUGCUGCGGCUGUUGAGCUGGCUCAGGAGCAGCACACGAGGCAGCUUGCUGUGCUUGAAAGAAUCUGUCGGGAGAAGGCAAACGCUGCUGCAACUCUUGAGCUGACGCAGAGGCAGCAUGCGAGGCAGUUGGCUGAUUUGGAAAGGAUGUGCAGAGAGAGGACGGAGAGUGAAGGUGAGAGGGAGAGGCAGCAGCAGCAGCAGGAGCAGCACGCCAGGCAGUUGGCUGUACUGGAGAGAAUGUGCAGGGAGAAAGCAAAUGCUGCUGCAACUCUUGAGCUUACGCAGAGGCAGCACGCGAGGCAAUUGGCCGAUCUGGAAAGGGUGUGCAGGGAGAGGAUGGAGAGCGAAGGUGAGAGGGAGAGGCAGCAGCAGCAAGAGAGUGCCUCGGUGAUGCCUCAGCAGGAAGGGCGGCAGCAGCAGCAGCAGCCGGAGGAGGAGCGUGCAUUGGCAGUGCAGGAACUGAGAAAGAAGUGGGAGGGCAUGAAAGGUGCUGGUGGGAGUGCAGCCGGGGCCGCAACAACGGGAGGAGCAGGCACAGGCACAAGAAUCGGCACAGCCACAGGAAGUGUGAGUGGAAAAAUGGCAGGGGUAGGAGGAGCAGCAGCAGGAGCAGGAGCAGGAGCAGGAGCAGCAGGAGCAGGAACAGUUUCAGGAGCAGGAGAAGGAGAAGGAGAUGGAGAAGCAGGUGGGAAGGCAGGAGAAGAGAAGCAGACUGAGGGUUCCUCCCUCCGCCACGCCACAGCUCUCCCCGGCUUGUCCGGCCUCCACCUUCGGGGAUGCACUGGGGUUACCACUGAAGGGGUGUUACAGAUCGGCCGGUUGACUUCCGUUGACUCGCUUGACCUGAGCUAUACUCCUGUAGGGGAUGCGGGGCUGAGGUGCCUCGAGCCGCUGGUGAUGCUGAGGGAGUUGGAUCUCAGCGAGUGUAACCUGGUAACCGACGUGAGUGUACAGUGGAUCGUGAAGCUGAAACGGCUAAGGAAAUUAGACCUGGGGGUGUGUCUGGGGAUCGGAGAGAGAGGGAUGGAGAGGGUGUGUCGCGAGAUGAGCUGGCUAGAGGAGCUAGGGCUUUCGGGGACGGCUUUGAAUGAUAGAGGCAUGGAGAGGAUUGGACAGAUGGGGGGGUUGAAGAGCCUGGAUGUGUCACAUACGAGAGUGACUGAUGAAGGAAUUGCGUGCCUGGUUGUGUCUGAGGCUCUGACUGUUGUGGGUUGCUCCCGACUCACCGACACCGCUCUGCACCACAUUGCACACCUCUCCCGCCUCCAAGCCCUCGACCUGAGCUUCACUCGAAUCACAGGGGAGGGUCUGGUGUCUCUUAAAGCCCUGUCUUCUUCUCUUAACGAGUUGGUUCUUAGUGGGUGUGAGCAGCUGGGGGUGGAAGACAAGGGGAAGGGGAGGAAGGGAGGGAAGGAGGGAGGGAAGGAGGGAGGGGAGGAGGGAGGGGAGGAAGCGGAUGCAGGCUUGGAGGCUAUAGGGAGGAUGAGUCGACUGCGAGUGCUGGAUAUCUCCGGUUCUGCUGUCACUGACGCUGCUCUAGUGCAUCUUUCUCAGCUUAGCGCCGGCAGUGCUGAUUCCCUUUCGUCUGUUGCUUCCACCAGUGCUAGCAACACUGGCAUGGAACACAUCGGGCAGAUUCGAACCCUUCGUCGCCUCGAUCUCUCCCAGUGCCCCGUGGGGAACCUAGGCUUGGCCCACCUCCGUCCCCUCGCCUCCUCCCUCACUUCCCUCAAUCUCUCCUGGUCGGGUGUGUCUGACGAGGGGUUGUGCCAGCUGGCGGGGUACGAUUGGCUGGAGGAGCUGCACCUGAGCGGCCCGAACGUGACCCCGCUCGGGCUGAGGCAGGUUCGGGGGCUUCCGAGGCUGAGGAAGGUUCGGCUGUGGUCUGUGACUAGUGAGGUGCUGGCUGCUGCUAGGGAUGUGCUCUUGGGGGUGGUGGUGUAUUGA
This is a messenger RNA of Closterium sp. NIES-65, 7338 nucleotides long. NCBI's taxonomy places the organism in Eukaryota, Viridiplantae, Streptophyta, Zygnematophyceae, Desmidiales, Closteriaceae. The record is from the annotation of a GenBank genome assembly.